CUGGAAAAGCAGUAUAAAACCCCCCAGCUCACGAAACUGUCAAAAUUCAAAAUAUCCACCGCAAAAGCUCUCAGGAAACCAUGACUUUGCGGAGCGGGUUUCCGCUGCUGCACCAGCAAUUCAAGGCGCUGUUCAGGAAGAACCUCCUCCUCUCAUGGCGGAACAAGAGGGCCACAUUUCUCCACUUCUCCUCCUUCUUCUUCAUCUUCCUCAUCUUCUGCAUCCAGAAGGCGAUCGACGCGCGCAACGCCUCCUCCACGGCGUUCGAGAGCGUCGCCAAUCCUCCCGCCCUGGCCGCCCCGCCGAUCCCGCCGUGCGAGGACAAAUACUACAUUAAGACGCCGUGCUUUGACUUCGUGUGGAGCGGAAGCGACAGCGCGAGAAUUCAGAGAAUCGUCGGCGCUAUUAGGGAUAAUAAUCCCGGUAGGCCAAUUCCGUCGGGUAAGGUCAAAUCGUUUAGGACAACAGCUGAAGUGGAUGCAUGGCUGUAUGGUAAUCCUAUGCACUGCCCAGGAGCUUUGCAUUUUGUGGAAAGAAACGCCACUGUUAUCAGCUACGGCAUACAGACUAAUUCUACUCCUGUUGCAAAACGAGGGCAAUAUGAAGAUCCCACUUUCAAAUUUCAAAUUCCGCUCCAGAUUGCUGCUGAGCGUGAAAUUGCUCGUUCUCUGAUUGGAGAUCCAAAUUUUAGCUGGUUUGUUGCGUUCAAGGAAUUUGCACACCCUGCAAUGGAGCUUUUCUCUGCAUUCGACACAGUAGGACCGACCUUUUUUCUUGCAACUGCCAUGUUUGGAUUUGUGUUUCAAAUGACUUCUUUGAUCACAGAGAAAGAACUAAAGCUUAGACAGGCAAUGACAAUGAUGGGUCUCUAUGAUUCUGCAUACUGGUUCUCAUGGCUCACAUGGGAGGGAAUUAUUACACUUCUUUCAUCACUUUUCAUCGUUCUCUUUGGAAUGAUGUUUCAGUUUGAUUUUUUCCUUAACAACAGUUUUCUGGUCUUGUUCCUUGUCUUCUUUCUUUUCCAACUCAAUAUGCUUGGUUUCGCCUUUAUGUUGUCAGCCUUCAUAAGCAAAUCAUCAUCAUCAACAACUGUGGGGUUCUCUAUAUUUAUUGUUGGUUUUAUGACCCAGCUUGUUACAGCGUUCGGAUUUCCGUAUUCUAAUAGUAUCUCCAAGACCUACCGAAUCAUCUGGUCAUUUUUUCCACCUAAUCUCCUUGCCAAAGCUCUACAGUUACUAGCUGGUGCAACAUCCACUCCUCAAGAUAUUGGGAUUAGCUGGAGUAGAAGAACAAAGUGUGCACCAAAUGAUGAUGAAUGUGUUAUAACAAUUAAUGACAUAUACGUAUGGCUGGUGGUCACGUUCUUCCUCUGGUUUGUACUGGCUAUCUACUUCGAUAAUAUCAUCCCCAACAUAUCUGGUGUGAGAAAAUCGGUGUUUUACUUUUUAAAUCCUUGGUACUGGUUUGGGAAAGGUGGAAACAAAGUGAAAGAGGGCGGCAUUUGCAGUUGCAUAGGUUCAGUUUCAUCACAGGAGCAACUUACUGCAGAUGAUGAAGAUGUCCUUGAAGAGGAGAACAUUGUAAAACAGCAAACUAGGGAGGGCAUAGUAGAUCCAAACGUUGCUGUUCAGAUACGUGGCCUUGUCAAGACAUAUCCAGGAACCACCAAAAUUGGUUGUUGUAGUUGCAAGAGGACUUCAUCUUACCAUGCCCUCAAGGGUUUAUGGGUGAACUUUUCCAAGGAUCAGUUAUUUUGUUUACUUGGACCAAAUGGAGCUGGAAAAACCACGGCAAUUAAUUGUCUAACUGGAAUCACACCAGUGACAGGCGGAGAUGCAUUGAUUUAUGGAUAUUCUGCUCGAAGCUCGGUCGGCAUGGCAAAAAUUAGAAAAAUGAUAGGAGUUUGUCCGCAGUUUGAUAUUCUAUGGGAUGCAUUAUCUGGCAAAGAGCACCUCCACCUGUUUGCUAGUAUCAAGGGCUUACCCCCGUCUUCAAUCAAAUCGGUUGCUAAGAAGUCAUUGGCAGAGGUGAGGCUCACUGAGUCAGCCAAAAUGAGAGCUGGGAGUUACAGUGGAGGAAUGAAACGUCGCCUGAGCUUUGCGAUAGCCCUCAUUGGUGAUCCGAAGUUAGUCAUUUUAGAUGAACCGACAACUGGUAUGGAUCCCAUAACAAGAAGGCAUGUGUGGGACAUCAUAGAGGAUGCAAAAAAAGGGCGUGCAAUUGUCCUUACCACUCACUCGAUGGAAGAAGCUGACAUUUUAAGUGAUCGUAUAGGAAUAAUGGCAAAGGGUAGGCUCCGUUGCAUUGGAACUUCAAUCAGGCUUAAGUCUCGGUUUGGGACUGGUUUUAUUGCUAAUGUGAGCUUCACUGGAAGCACCAAUGGACAAAGUUCUCCAAACUGGGAUGCAGUUACUACACCUCACCAUGAGGCUGUGAAGCAGUUCUUUAAAGAUCAUUUGGAUGUUUUACCGAAAGAAGAGAACAAGGCCUUUCUGACUUUUGUUAUUCCUCACGACAAAGAGGGGCUUUUGAAGAAGUUUUUUGCGGAGCUACAAGACAGAGAAAGUGAAUUCGGUAUAUCAGACAUCCAGCUUGGUCUUACAACUCUCGAAGAAGUUUUCUUGAAUAUUGCGAGGCAGGCAGAGCUAGAAACUGCCACAGCUGAGGGGAGGUUGGUCCCUCUCAAUUUAACAUCCGGAGCCUAUGUUGAGAUACCUGUAGGAGCUAGGUUUGUGGGGAUUCCAGGGACAGCUUCUGCAGAAAAUCCGAGAGGGACUAUGGUAGAAGUUUACUGGGAGCAAGAUGAUUCCGGUGCCCUCUGCAUAUCUGGCUACUCAGCCGAAGCUCCAAUACCACCUCAUGUUGAAUCAAUGUCUUCCUCGGCUCCAACUUCACGCAGAAGCAGCCGGUCACGACAAGUUCAUGGAAUUGUGAUUCACCCGGACCAAAUCAGUAAUACUAGUCCUACUGUUAGUUAACAAGUUACCAGUGGUACAUUUUCUUCUGUACAUUUACAAAGUACCAUCACUGGAAGCACAUAGACAUUUUACAGUUAUUUUUAAAUAAAUGGUUGAGAAAUUACACGUAAAUUACAAUUUGUUUACAAUCUUGUUAUAUACUACUGUCUUUCAAUA
This is a messenger RNA of Malus domestica (apple), 3134 nucleotides long. RefSeq names its product ABC transporter A family member 2-like. Gene Ontology annotation, molecular function: ATP hydrolysis activity; ABC-type transporter activity; lipid carrier activity. The record is from RefSeq and is a predicted model, not a curated record. NCBI's taxonomy places the organism in Eukaryota, Viridiplantae, Streptophyta, Magnoliopsida, Rosales, Rosaceae. Gene Ontology annotation, biological process: lipid transport; transmembrane transport. Gene Ontology annotation, cellular component: membrane; intracellular membrane-bounded organelle.